AUGACUGACUAUUUGCGGAGGUUCCCCAUUUGUAACAAAAUUGCCGAAACGUUAAAAUUAAACAUUAAAUUCAUUCAUGUGUUCAACGAAUACAACCCAAACACUCAGAUAUACAACGGAUAUAACGCUCUGUUUAUUACAAACGAUGAUAUGGUAUACGGUUUGGGAGACAAUUUCUGGGGGUCUCUCGGGUUAGGCCAUAACAAGUCUGUCCAAUCGCCACAACUCAUCCCCAAGUUAUCUCAUCAGGGUAUUCAACGGUUUAUUAAUGGAGUAUUCAGUUUCGGUGACAAUUUUUACGGACAAUUAGGUAGAGAUAUCAAGAAAGAUGACUAUUUUAUGAAACCUGAAAAUAUGAUGUUUUUCAAUGACCUGGAUAUCACUGAUAUUAGCUGUGGAUUCGCUCAUACAUUAGCCCUCACCGCCAACGGACAGUAUCAAGAUAAUUACUUCGAGCGAACAUUUAAUGUGAUAUCACUUAUCGGUUCCGGAAGUUUUGGCGAAGUGUUUAAAGUGGAGGACAAAAUCGAUGGCGAAAUCAAUCCCUAA
Molecule: messenger RNA, 549 nt
Organism: Oppiella nova
Lineage: Eukaryota; Metazoa; Arthropoda; Arachnida; Sarcoptiformes; Oppiidae
Source: the annotation of a GenBank genome assembly